AUGAAACGGCCGCAUCCAGAGUCCCCCCCGGAAGGCCAAGGAACAGCGUGGAGCGGCCUCCUUGUGCCACCCACGGCUCUAUACGCUACGCCGGUCCCGUUACAGGCCCAGCUCUCUACUGCCCAGCUGGUGGAUGCAGGGUUGCCAAGCGAAACAGCUUAUUGUGUCCUUUGUUUGUACCCUGUUGAUGCGCCUACAUAUUGUCAAGCAUGCGAUGAUGGCCCUUUUCAUGAACCAUGUCAUGAUGCACACGCUUGCCCCGCCGUCGUGGCGGUCGUGGGCAGUGCGCCAUAUGGGGAGGGAGGGGUAGAUGGCUCCCACUUGCCCUCUCCUACACGGACACAUGCUUCAUCAGACAGCCACAGCCACGGAGGUGGCGAAGUUUGCAGCGAAGGUGAGGAAACUGGGCACAUCUUCGGGAAUCUUGGUAGAGACGACGACGGCUGGCCUGGCAUAGCGAAGUUUGCGACAGCAGAAGAAGCAGCGCGUUGCCUUCCUGGGCAGCAGCUGUCCGUGGACGAGGCUCUUCCUGGUUCCAAGAAGUCAGCGCCUGCAGAGAAGUUCCGGCAAGCGGAGCCUGGAGUGAAGCCCUACAGCAGGGGCUCGGAGGCCCUGGUGAGCCAAAUAGAGAGGGACCCGGAAGCUUUGAUGCAGGCGCUGGAAGAAUUCGAGAAUGAUAAGUUCGCCUCUUCAAAUGUUGGGAACGCAGACUCACGCCAGGCUUGGUGGGCACGCCGGGCAGAGACGGCGAAUGUGCUUCCUUACCCGUUGACGUUCUCAAAGGUCGCCUUGGCUGGCGCGCUCUUGAAGGCUGGGGGCUACAGAUCUGCAGGCGCUUAUUUCGGUGCACUAAAGCGACGGCACAUAGAGCUGGACCACCCCUGGAGUGAUCGUCUGACGCUGGCAGUUAAGGACGCCCUGCGGUCCUGUCUUCGGGGUAUAGGCCCUGACAAGCAUUGUCAGGCCUUUGAUCUGCGCAGUGUGAUAGAAGUCCAGGAGCCAGAGGUUCAGCCAGGUUGGCCGCGUUUCCCUGUGGCUACCGUGGUGUUGUUCAGUCUUUUUGCCUGCAGAGAAGUGGAGGCCGCGUGUCGAAAACGCAGCCAAGUCACUUUUGAAGACAAGGAAGGCACCUGCGGAGUGGUCAUCCUCAGCCUGCCUGCCACAAAGAAUGACCCUAAGGCGGAAGGGGUCAUCCGCAAACAAGGCUGCACAUGCAGCACCUCUCCAGAGUUGUGUCCAGUAAGGGCUGCCCGUAUGAUUUAUGAUGAUGGCACAGCGCGGGGUGGGAGUGCGGACUCACCAUUCCUAGCCACGCAUGAUGUGCACCAGCCACCAAGCAAGAAAGCCAUGGUUGACAUGUUUCGUUCGGUCGCUCAGGCGAUGGGCUGGAGACAGGACGCAGUUCAGGCCUUGACGGGGCAUGUGCUCAGGUCUACGGGCGCGCAAUUCCUUGCUAGGCAGGGUAUUGAAUACUAUCGAAUACAGCUUUUCUGUCGUUGGGGAAGUGACACGGUUCUGCGGUAUUUGAGGGAUGCGCCUUUGGAAGGUUCAGAAAAGUGGUUGCCCUCCAGCCUGCAAAAUGUUUCUGUUGAAGAAGUGCAAGUGCAGACUGCGUCGACUCUGUCUUGUCAAGACGGGACAUAUGUUCACCUCAAGGAUGCCAUCGACGAUCAAAUCACUAAAGCCCUGGAGCCGCGAGUCACGCAAUUGCUGGGCACAUUUGAGCAGAGAGAAGAUGACAUUUUGUCGCUGGUGAAAGAGUUGAAGCAGACCCAAGAAGAAGUUAAGGAUGCUUGGAGCAUUGAAUUUCAAAGGCAUUUCUUGCCUCGCUACGUUGUCAACUGGGCAAGCUCGAUUGUCCAUGCAGUCAAGAACGAAUCGUUCACUUCUUGCGGUUGCGAGUAUAGAGGACGCCCAGGCUUCACACUGCUGCGGGCUUUCCCUGACGGGUGCCGACAAUGCGCGGCGGCAGGAUGCUUGCAGGAGCUAGCUAAGUGA
This is a messenger RNA of Symbiodinium natans, 1998 nucleotides long. The record is from the annotation of a GenBank genome assembly. NCBI's taxonomy places the organism in Eukaryota, Dinophyceae, Suessiales, Symbiodiniaceae.